Molecule: messenger RNA, 898 nt
Organism: Daphnia pulicaria
Lineage: Eukaryota; Metazoa; Arthropoda; Branchiopoda; Diplostraca; Daphniidae
Exons: 4
Coding region: 102-542 (146 amino acids)
Source: RefSeq, a predicted model, not a curated record
GCUAUUAUAUAAUCAGUGCUGUACAACAAACCAAUCAGUUGAGUGGUUGAAAGACACGAGAGUUAAAUUCUUUUCGUUUAGUCAAGUAAAUUCAAGUUAAAAUGUGUGGAAUCGCCAUCAUCAAUGUCAUUCUAGGAUGUCUCGCCUUCAUCUUUCAGAUAAUGGCGCUGUUCGUUUCAGAUGAUUUUCACACUUACUCGCAAGAUUUGGCGUUUACGGGAAUUUGGGGUGGAGUCUAUCUCAUCUUGUUUGGUGCCUUACUGAAAAAUCACAAAAUCGGUUCGGGGACCAUCAAAGUUAUGGCGGUCGGCGGCGUGAUAAUCGGCGCGAUUUUAAUCGGAUUGUUUUCGUGGAGCAUCAAUUCGUACCCACUGCCAGUUGAUGGUUGUCAAGGAUGGGACUAUUACAAUCCGGCAACUAUCCUCCUAUCAUGCAGUCGAGUCGUCGUUGAUUCGCUGUUGAUUGGCUGCGGCAUUUUGAUUGUUCUAGUCAACACCAUCAUAGCCUCAAAGGCAUCCUCUUUGGUGUUUACCAGUUACUAAUUCAAACUCAAUUGAUUCCCACGUUCGCCAUCACCAUUGAUCAUAAGGUUAUCCUUCUCAAAAAAAUUUAUUAAAUCCACCAAAAAUGUCGUCCAAUAAAAAUCAAAAGAAAGAUUCAACAAACGUUCAAAAAGUGCAAGUCAAUAUUUCAGCCAAUCGAUUGCGAUAAAAGGAGAUCUUCAAAUAUUAAAUGAGUUAAAAUGAUAUUUGGAAAUUCAGCAUAAAAUAUUCAAGUUUGGGAUGUAAAUCAACUUUGAUGACGUAUAGUUUGAUUUCAAUCAAUAAAAUGAUGAAAACAAAUUAAACAAUCAAUCAACCCGGAGCAUACCAGUAGCCAAGAGGUUGUUGUUUUGAAA